UGCAAAGAGCUCACAACAUGCGUUGAACGUAUGAUCUCGGAUGUGGGCGCCGAAGCCCCCCCUAGUGGGGGAUGUAAUUGGAUUGUCUCUGAGUUCAUCCCCUGUAGGGGGUGGUAUAUAAGGGCGGGGGGGCAGUGCGUACGCAGGAGUGGCGUCCAGCCAGCCUCGGUGCGUGGUGCGACAAGUCUGCCUGCGGGGGCGGACGCUACCUCCUGAAGCCUGGGCCGGGGCCCGCCAGCCAACAUGCCUUCGAAAGGAGAUGUGGAAAGCGGUGUGACGGAGUUCGUCCGCAAGCCCAUGGAACUGCCGACGCUGCCCAAGGCGCUGACCCUGGACGAGAAGAAGUACCUUCUGGCCGUGGAGAGAGGGGACAUGGCCAAUGUGCGCAGAAUCCUCCAAAAAGCGCACCGUAAGAAGCACAUCGACAUCAACUGCGUGGACUCGCUCGGCCGCGGCGCGCUGACCCUCGCCAUCGAGGGAGAGAACAUGGAGAUGGUGGAGCUCCUCAUCAUCAUGGAGGUGCAGACCAAGGACGCGCUGCUGCAGGCCAUCAACUCCGAGUUCGUGGAGGCGGUCGAGCUGCUGUUGGAGCACGAGGAGAUCAUUCAUAAGCCUGGGGAGCCUUAUAGCUGGCAACUGGUAGACCCGAACACAGCGCAGUUCACGCUGGACAUCACCCCGCUGAUGCUGGCGGCUCACCGGAACAACUACGAGAUCAUCAAGAUACUGCUGGACAGAGGAGCCACGCUGCCCAACCCUCAUGAUGUUAAAUGUGGUUGUGACGAGUGCAUCCGCGAGUCCACCCAAGACUCGCUGCGUCACUCUCUGACCCGGCUGAAUGAGUACCGCGCGCUGGCGUCGCCCUCGCUCAUAGCUCUGUCCUCGGUGGACCCCAUCAUCACCGCCUUCCAGUUGUCCUGGGAGCUCAGGAACUUGGCUUUUGCUGAACAGGAAAGUAAACAAGAAUACCUGGAGCUGCGUCGUCAAGCCCAACAAUUUGCCGUGGACCUGCUCGACCAAUCACGGAGCUCUCAGGAGCUGGCCAUCAUCCUGAACCACGACCCUGACUCACCUCCCUUUGAAGAGGGCGAACAUAUGGCGCUGGCCAAGUUGGAACAGGCUAUCAAUUUUAAGCAGAAGAAGUUCGUAGCCCACCCGAACAUCCAGCAACUGCUAGCAUCCAUCUGGUACGAAGGAGUGCCUGGCUUCCGACGCAAGACCUCCAUGGAAAAGAUCAUGAUCAUCUGCCGAGUGGCCCUUCUGUUCCCGUUCUACUGCUCUCUCUACAUGAUAGCUCCCAACUGCGGCACCGGGAAGCUGAUGAGGAAGCCGUUUAUGAAGUUCUUGAUCCAUGCGUCUAGCUACUUGUUCUUUCUUUUGAUUCUGAUCCUGGUAUCACAAAGAGCGGAGGUGCAGGCGAUCCAGCUGUUUGGUCCCGAGUGGAUGAGGAAGGAGCUGGAAGAAGAGCUGAAGAAGCAGCGCGGCGCCGGGCCCACGUACCUUGAAGUGGUCGUCGUGGUUUAUGUGUUGGGAUUCAUCUGGGAAGAGACACAAGAAAUCUACAUAGAAGGCAUCCAAUCCUACCUGCGUAACAUGUGGAACUUCAUCGACUUCACUAGGAACUCUCUGUACGUGGCCGUCCUUCUUCUGAGGUUCGCGGCCUACAUCCAGCAGACCACGGAGAUCCAACGAGACCCGCAGACCAAGUUCAUUCCGAGAGAGCAGUGGGACGCCUUCGAUCCGCAACUGAUUGCCGAGGGUUUAUUUGCGGCGGCUAAUAUAUUUAGUGCCCUCAAGCUGGUGCACCUGUUCUCCAUCAACCCUCACCUGGGGCCGCUGCAGAUCUCGCUCGGCCGGAUGGUCAUCGACAUCGUCAAGUUCUUCUUCAUCUACAGCUUAGUCUUGUUCGCUUUUGCUUGCGGUCUAAACCAGCUUCUCUGGUACUUCGCUGACCUGGAGAAGCGCAAGUGCUACGUGUUGCCUGGAGGUCUUCCCGACUGGGACAAUGCUGGUGACUCCUGUAUGAAGUGGCGGAGCUUCGGGAACGUAUUCGAAGCAUCGCAGUCAUUGUUCUGGGCAUCAUUCGGCAUGGUGGGCCUGGAGAACUUCGAGCUGGCCGGCAUCAAGAGCUACACGCGGUUCUGGGGCCUGCUCAUGUUCGGCUCGUACUCUGUGAUCAACGUCAUCGUGCUGCUGAAUCUGCUCAUCGCCAUGAUGUCCAACUCUUAUGCUAUGAUCGAUGAACACUCGGACGUGGAAUGGAAGUUCGCCCGCACGCGCCUCUGGAUGUCGUACUUCGAGGAGAGCGCCACUCUGCCGCCGCCCUUCAACAUCCUGCCCACGCCCAAGCUGCUGCUGAAGAUGCUGGGGCUCCGGAAGAAGGAUAAGGAGAAGAAGGUUAAGGAUGAGGAGAACAAAGAGAAAGAGCUAGACGUCCGCUACACGGCAGUCAUGCGGGCGCUGGUCUGGCGCUACGUCUCCGCCAUGCAUCGCAAGCUGGAUGACGAGCCAGUGACGGAAGAUGACGUCAAUGAGCUGAAGGGAGAUGUGUCGGCACUGAGAUACGAGCUGCUGGAAGUGUUUGAAAAGAAUGGCAUGGAUGUCUCGUUCACGGAUCGUAAGGAGAAAGCGGUCCUCGGCAAGAAAAUGAAGAUGUGGGAGCGUCGCCUGAUGAAGGACUUCCACGUGGCCCCCGUGGCGGGCGUGGACGAGGAGGCGGAACCCGAGGGUGGGCUGAGCAAGUUCCGGCGGCUCGCCAAGCUGGCCGUGGCCACCACCACCAGCGCCAAGUGGGACCAGACGCUCAUUGGGGCUGGGGUCUCAUCUCAAAUCGGUCGGUGUCGCAGCCGUGAGUCGUUCAAGAACCAGCAGAACCUGCAGCGAGCCAUGGACGAGGCCAGGAAGUACGUCAUGCGAUCACCACUACCAGCAUCCCGCGGCCCGUCUCCCAUCGAGAUGCCGAUCACGCCAGGGCACACUCUUAUGAACCUCAUCAAGGACAUCUCCACUGAAGGAGGGCCAUCCGACCCCAGCACGCCUACACCCAAGAGCCCUUGGAAACCACCUGGUGCCGGCGGCGGGGCGGCUGAGAGCAGCAUGGGAGCGCUGCUGACAGCCGGAGGACCGUCCAGCAGGGCCGCUUCACCGAAACUACCCUCGUCGCCCAUGUCUGCACAGUUCCAGCAGUCUGCGCCCAAGUCGCCAGCGCCUUCACGAGGCCCGAGUCCAUCCUCGCCUCGACCCCUGAGCCCUAUCAGCGCAGCCGGGGAGGAGAGCCCAGUGCCAGAGCCAAGUCCGCUGAAAGGGAAGCGCGUGCCGGGAGAGACGUCGCCCCCUAAAGUGAUCAAGAGGAAACCACCGGGCACCCCCCACCCUGCUGAUGACCAGCCUGACCCUGGCAGCAAGACGCCUCCCGAAGACAUCGCGGUGGCGCGCCCCGUGGCCCCCGAGAUUAAACCAGCCGAGGGGGCCAUCCCGCCGCCCCCCGCGCCUGUCAAACCUAAGGCACCACCAGCGCCAACAAUGGAAGUGACUCCCAGCACCCCCCCCGUCCACUCCGCGCGCGCCCCCUCCCCCACCCCUUCAAAACCACCCUCACCCCCGCGCUCGUCCAGCCCAGUCAAACCACCGAGCCCUAUACCUCCUGCCGUGCCCUCCAAGCCUGGUACUCCUGAGCCCAUGAAGCCAGGAUCCUCGAGGCCAAGCAGCCCGGUGCCUACGAAGUGCGUGUCGCCUAUCCCGAGGACGCCGUCGCCGUCGGCUAGCCCGCGCACGCCGUCGCCGCCGCCCGGGCCGGCACGCCUGUCAUCCACCUCCAGCACAGAACAGCUGAUCCCGCCGUCGCCGACGCCGCUGCGAGCCGCCAAGCCCAUCGAGGAGGUCAGGACAAUCAAGAGGCAGCCAAAGACCGGGUGGCUUUAGGU
Messenger RNA from Plutella xylostella (diamondback moth), 3923 nucleotides. NCBI's taxonomy places the organism in Eukaryota, Metazoa, Arthropoda, Insecta, Lepidoptera, Plutellidae. The record is from RefSeq and is a predicted model, not a curated record.